UUAUUUGAUUUAUAUGAAAACUAUUAGUAUCAUGUUGAUUUGUUAGUCACUUUGAAAAUUAUUAGUUGUAAAUCCAUAGUGACAUAACAAGUUAGCAUAUUGUGAACAGUCUUGUAAGAUCUAGGACAUCAUGGACACUUUACUAUAAAAGUUAUGAAAUUUCUAGAUAUAUACAUGCAUUGCUAAAUUUAUUAACAUGAAACAGAGUAUGGGAAUUCCUGAACAUCGAAAAUGGAUGUAUAAAAGACUUCUUCCCAAUCGGGCAAGAAUGAGAACUGAAUUUGUUAGUGGUGUUAAGAAUUUUAUAGAACAAGCAAUUAGGCAACCUGAGUUUACAGAUAAUGGGGGUAAGCUUAGGUGUCCUUGCAGUAAACAUAGAAACAUAGAUUUCUUAACUCCAGGUGAGGUUACCCUAGAUUCGUAUAAGCAUGGUUUCCAACCAAGCUAUUGGUGUUGGGAUUCUCAUGGGGAGAGUUAUUUAAGCUCAGGUAGUAGAAAUGCAAAUAACGUGAACAGAGAAAGCACUUGUAACCAGCCGUCAAGUUUUGAGUCACAAAGAAAUAACUAUGAGGCUAUGAUUGUUGAUGCUAUUAGGCCAGAAAAUUUGGACCAAUUUGAGCCACAGCAGGAGGAACCUCCAAACAGGGAAGCCAAACUCUUUUAUGAUUUGUUACAAUCUGCGCAACGACCAUUGUGGGAGGGUUGUGAUACCCACUCUGAAUUAUCUAUGACGGUUGAACUGUUGACUAUUAAAUCUGAGGGGAAUAUGUCUCAAAAAGGAUUUGAUAAGCUACUAAAAACUAUGAAGAAGGGUAUGCCUAAGGAUAACUGUCUCGUCCCUAAUUUCUACUAUGCAAAGAAGUUGGUAUCAAAGCUUGGAAUGGAAAGUAAAGUAAUAGAUUGUUGCAUCAACGGUUGUAUGUUGUACUACAAAGACUACGAAAUGGCAAAAGAAUGUCGGUUCUUCCAUGCUCCAAGGUAUAGGGUAGGUAAAGGGGGUAAAACGUUAGCUUUAAAGAGUAUGCAUUAUCUACCGAUCACACCAAGGUUAAAGAGACUAUACGCGUCAGAAAAUUCUGCACGCCAUAUGAGAUGGCAUUAUGAGCACCAACAAGUUGAGGGUGUCCUUGAACAUCCUUCUGAUGCAGAAGCAUGGAAGCAUUUUGAUCAAAAGUAUCCAGGAUUUGCUUCUGAAUCACGCAACGUAAGACUUGGAUUAUGUUCUGAUGGAUUUACUCUUUUUGGUCAAUCUGCUUCUCCAUAUUCAUGUUGGCCUGUAAUAGUGACUCCAUACAACCUCCCUCCAUGGAUGUGUAUGUCUACUCCUUAUUUGUUUUUGACAAUGAUCAUUCCCGGCCGUAGAAAUCCCAAAAGUAAGAUAGAUGUGUAUUUACAGCCGUUGAUUGAUGAGUUAAAGUCAUUGUGGGACGAGGGUGCUUUAACCUAUGAUGUUUCCAAAAAACAAAAUUUCGUAAUGACAGCUGCUUUAAUGUGGACAAUUAAUGAUUUUCCAGCAUAUGGAAUGUUGUCAGGAUGGAUGACAGCCGGAAAAAUGGCAUGUCCUUGUUGUAUGCAUCACACAAAAGCAUUCCGAUUGGAGAAUGGUGGUAAGUCAUCAUGGUUUGAGUGUCAAAGAAAAUUCUUGCCAAGUGAUCACCCAUUUAGAAGAAAUAAGGAUGGAUUUUAUAAGAAUAGGGUUGUGAGAUCAGAAUCGCCUCCUAGGUUGACCGGCGAACAAGUAUGGAAUGAAGUUCAGACAAUGCCAAUGAUAAUGGACAAUAUUGAUGAAGUUCGAAUUCCAGGUUAUGGAGAUACACAUAAUUGGAAAAAACGAAGCAUUUUUUGGGAAUUGCCUUAUUGGAGCACUAACUUGAUUCGACACAAUCUUGAUGUCAUGCAUAUUGAGAAAAAUGUAUUUGAUAAUGUGUUUAAUACUGUUAUGGACAUCAAAGGAAAAACUAAAGAUAAUAUAAAGGCAAGAAUGGAUUUGAAGUUGUAUUGCAAGCGCAAGGACUUAGAAUUACUUGAACACAGUAAUGGGAGGACCAUAAAGCCCAAGGCAAACUACACAUUUACUCUGGAGCAAAAAAGAGCAAUUUGUGAAUGGGUAAAAUGUUUAAAGAUGCCAGAUGGAUAUGCUUCAAACUUGGCUAGAUGUGUUGACAUGAAGGAAGGAAAGUUACAUGGAAUGAAAAGUCAUGAUUGUCAUGUGUUCAUGGAACGCUUACUUCCAAUUGCUUUUAGCUCAUUACCAGAUCAAACAUGGAAAGCUAUAACCGAGCUUAGUCAGUUCUUUAGAGAUCUAUGCUCAACGUCAGUACGAGUAGAUGAUCUUAUUAGCCUUGAGAAAAAUAUUCCAAUCGUGAUAUGUAAAUUGGAACGCAUUUUUCCUCCGGGUUUUUUUGACUCAAUGGAACACUUACCCAUUCACUUACCAUAUGAAGCAAGAGUUGGAGGUCCAGUGCAAUAUAGAUGGAUGUAUCCCUCUGAGAGAUUUCUCCAUCACCUUAAAAAGAAGGUUAAAAAUAAGGCACGUGUUGAAGGAUCAAUAAUUGAGUCAUACCUUAUUGAGGAGAUUUCUCAAUUUUGCACAUAUUAUUUCGAGACAAGUGUGCAAUCCAACAAUACUAGCAUUGGAAGAACAGGGGGUGAUCAUGAUUUGGCACAAUCUUUAUUUCCCAUUUUUAAUUUGCCUGGUAGAUUUGCUGGUCAAUGCAAAAGUCGUUUUUUGGAGGAUAAGGAAUUUACUGCUGCCAUGAAUCAUGUAUUAAUCAAUUGUGAUGAGAUUGAACCCUAUAUUGAGUAA
Medicago truncatula (barrel medic) is the source of this 2806-nucleotide messenger RNA. RefSeq lists its product as uncharacterized. The transcript has 2 exons. NCBI's taxonomy places the organism in Eukaryota, Viridiplantae, Streptophyta, Magnoliopsida, Fabales, Fabaceae. Bases 197 to 2806 code for a protein of 869 amino acids. The record is from RefSeq and is a predicted model, not a curated record.